Messenger RNA from Pichia kudriavzevii, 1731 nucleotides. RefSeq lists its product as uncharacterized. Gene Ontology annotation, biological process: cellular response to starvation; regulation of DNA-templated transcription. Gene Ontology annotation, molecular function: zinc ion binding; DNA-binding transcription factor activity, RNA polymerase II-specific; RNA polymerase II transcription regulatory region sequence-specific DNA binding. Lineage: Eukaryota; Fungi; Ascomycota; Pichiomycetes; Pichiales; Pichiaceae. The coding region runs from base 1 to 1731 and encodes 576 amino acids. The record is from RefSeq and is a predicted model, not a curated record. The transcript has a single exon. Gene Ontology annotation, cellular component: nucleus.
AUGCCUCCAAAACGUUCCAGACGUGUGCCUGCCCGCAAGGUAUCUAGAGCUUGUAUUCAUUGUCGGAAUGCGCAUAUUACAUGUGAUGAGGGACGGCCCUGCAAAAGGUGUGUGAAGAAAGGAUUGGCGGACACAUGUGUUGAUGCGCCCAGGAAAACAAGGAAGUAUCUUUUGCCAGGGGAAGACGAAAUAGCAAGUGUGUCAAUGAUGACGACGCAGUCUCUUCCCGCAAUUCCAUCAACAUCGUCAUUCAAUGUUGGCGUACCACAAUUUAAUAUGAUGACUUCAAUGACAAAUGUGCCGAUAAAUGGUGAUGGAGCAAAGUUCAGCCAAAGAGGUAUUGUUAACUUCAAUUCUGCGUCCUCCAAUCUGAACAAUACUAAUAUUAGUGACAAUAACAAUAACAGUAAGAACAAUAGUAUCGUUAGUAAUAAUGAAUACAACCUCUUGCGAAUACCUUCAAUGUCAGACGGAUUUAUGAAGCCCAUGCGUAAUGAAGAGCGUCGAAAAUCGUCUCAUACAGCGCCAUCUGUUACAUCCGAAGAUAUCAAUUUUUUGUCAUCUGCUGCUGACUCGGAGUAUGCGAUCCUAGGUAACAUUAUAGAUCAAGAUCCCAAUGGUCCCACUCUACUAAACUCUAAAUUUGUUAGUCCUGCUUUAAGCGCUGCGAACUCCGAAGAAUUGGAAUACUUAAACUACCAACCGUUGAUGCAAGAAAGCAGGAGUCGUACGGCAAGUCCGUUUGUAAAACCCCUACAACCUAUUGAUAUGAAUUUCGACAGCAAUAAAAAUGACAAUGUUAGUGGAAAUGGUAACUCUGCAAAUGACACUCAACAAGGUGAGGAUUCUAAAUUGACAAACCUUUAUCCGGAUAUGCCACAUUGCGAUGCAAAUACAAAUCAGUAUUAUAUAGGCACAAUGGCUACUAUUGACGGUGUUAAAACACAUACAUUUCCUGAUGUCGUCAAACAGAUAUCUAAGUUUAAGAGAGAGCACCCACAAAAAUUUCGAGAGAGAAACAAAAGAAGUGCAAUUUCUUUUAGUAUCGGAGUGUUAGAAGAUAGCAACUAUACUCCUGAACUGGAAGCUGAAAUAACUGCAAAUGUUAAAAUUGAGGAAGAUGGAGAGAAGGUCAGUAAAUGUGGCUUGCUAUACCAAGAACCCAGUGAGAUUUACGAGAAGGUGAAAUCUCCAUUUGCUUAUGUGAAACCAUAUCAUGAAUUGAAUAUGUAUCUAAAGAAGAGAUUUUCAAAGGAGAAUUUGGUUCAAGUUUCAAAGAGUAUUGCAGAAUAUCGACCUAGUUUUAUUGCAGGUAUGAUCAAAUUGAAAGAGGAUGACUUGAUUUUUGCUGAGCAAUGUUUCCAGCGAACACUUCUUGAAUAUGAAUCAUAUAUUGGGAUUAGUGGCACUCCUAUAUUAGUUUGGCGACGUACGUCUCAAAUAGCAUAUGUUGGAGACGAAUUUUGUAUAUUAACUGGCUGGUCGAAGGAAGACCUGUUAAGCAAGUCUACAUUUGCUGUAGAGAUAAUGGAUGACAAAAGUUGUGUGGAGUAUUUUAAGAUAUUCUCCAAGAUAGCCUUUGGUGAUUUAUCAGGAGAUAUAAUGACUGAGUGUACAUUGCUAACUCCAAAGGGUGAAAGUAUUCGGACUAGUAGUACGUGGACUCUUAAAAGGGAUGUAUUUGGCAUUCCAAUGAUGAUCAUAGCUACGUUUCUACCGAUACUCACUUAG